AUGAACCUGAUGAGCGGAUGUGAUGCCCAUCAGCUUCUGGGGAGGCUGGCAAGGAAAGAAAAGCAUCUGGACAAGGAGGUGAGCUUCAGUGAGCUGGCCACCCAGGGGCUCCCCAACUCAAUUGCCAUGUACCUGGUCACUGUGCUGGGGAACAUGUGCAUCAUCCUGGCCGUUGGCUCUGACCCUCACCUCCACACCCCCAUGUACUUCUUCCUGGCCAACCUGUCCUUCAUUGACACCUGCUUCUCCUGCACCAUUGUCCCAAAGGUGCUGGUCAACAUCCAGACACAGCACCACACCAUCUCCUACACUGGGUGCCUCAUGCAGAUGUACUUUUUCAUAGCAUUGACCCUGCUGGAUGACUUCCUGCUGGCUGUGAUGCCAUAUGACAGCUACAUGGCCACUUUCCUCCCUCUUCACUAUACCAUGAUCAUGUGUCCCCAGCACUGCCUGCUGCUGGUCACCACACCCUGGCUCUGUGCCCAUCUCCUGGCCUUCUCACCUACUCUCCUCAUGUUCUCCUUCUGUGCCCCUCAUUCCAUCCCACACUUCUUCUGUGAUCUUCUCCCACUCCUCAAACUUGCCUGCUUAGACAUCCAUAUCAUUCAGGUCCAGAUGUCUGCAGAGGCAACACUGUCAUGUGUGGCCCCUCUCACUUUUAUCCUGGUCUCUUAUGCCCAUAUUAUCCACACAAUCCUCUGGGUCCCCUCUACGGGGGGAAAGCACAAAGUCUUCUCUAUCUGUUGCGCUCAACUGACAGUCAUCACUCUCUUCUACGGGACCCUCUUUCUGGUCUAUGUCCAGCCCUCCUCCUCCUACUCUUCAGACACUGGAAUGGUGGCCUCUGUGAUAUAUACAGUGGUCACCCCCAUGCUGAACCCCUUUAUCUACAGCCUGAGGAACAGGGACAUGAAGGAAGCCUUGUGGAGACUUGUUGGGUAUGGAAGAUGUUCCACCCCAUAA
Messenger RNA from Sus scrofa (pig), 963 nucleotides. Lineage: Eukaryota; Metazoa; Chordata; Mammalia; Artiodactyla; Suidae. The record is from RefSeq and is a predicted model, not a curated record.